Messenger RNA from Austrofundulus limnaeus, 2005 nucleotides. RefSeq names its product ETAA1 activator of ATR kinase a (gene etaa1a). Lineage: Eukaryota; Metazoa; Chordata; Actinopteri; Cyprinodontiformes; Rivulidae. Gene Ontology annotation, molecular function: protein serine/threonine kinase activator activity. Gene Ontology annotation, biological process: positive regulation of protein serine/threonine kinase activity; DNA damage response; regulation of DNA damage checkpoint. Gene Ontology annotation, cellular component: nuclear replication fork. The record is from RefSeq and is a predicted model, not a curated record.
GAAAAGAAAAGAAAACAGCAGACAGAUUGUCCCUCAGCUUUGCUGCACCUGAACGCACCACCGAAGGGACUUCUGGGAAGGAGAAAAGAUGGCGGGACGGUUCAAACUACGGUGGACUGUCAAUAACUGAGCGGAGUUCCCCGACAGGACCCACGGUCUGUGGUCCGGACACCAUGAACCGGUACCAGGCGAAGCUCGAGCCUCCCGUUCGGGUGGCAGAUUCUGGGUCGGAACCACGRAGGACCAGAGCACCGAGAGCGAACCGUCUAAGCCGAUCCUUCAGACUGACUCAGGCGGUCCCGGCAGUGGAGCUGGACUCUCCCCGGAGCCAGCGAGUCCCAGAGCGGCAGACCCRAAGCUGCAGAACCGGGCCUGCAGCAGUGGAUCGGAGACAGCGCCACCAUCCCCUGUACUCCGGACCUUCAGACUCCCAGAACCAAGAGGAAAUCCCCCAGAGCAAGUAGUGUGGAGGACCUGCUGCGGCUCGCCAAACGCUUCGACCACAACCUCUGCCAUCCACAUGAGGAGGACCUGGACCCUCAGGACCUGGACCUGCAGGACCUGGACCUGCAGGACCUGGACCGGUUAGCAGAGCUCCAGGACAUCCAUCAGAGCAAAGCUUCAGCAUCUCUUCCAGAGGACCGUCAGCUGGCUGUGGACCCAGCACCUGGGACAGGGACAGACCUGGACCAGGACCAACAGCUGGACGACCUGGACUUCCUGUUUGACGAACCAACUCAGAACCUCAGCUGGGACCUCGGGCAGACUCCUUCAGGUCCCUCGGAGGAUUGUAGGAGACCACCUGAGUCCGGUGGGUCCGGUUUUACCCAUGAUGCAUUCGAGGACGACUGGGAAAAUGACGACUUGUUAAAGGACUUGUUGGUGCUGGACAUGAUCCAGAACCCACAGAACCUCAUCCCCCCGAAGUUCUGCUCCACCCAGAAAUCAUCAGGACCAACAGAAYCGCAUGGUCCUGGCAGGUUGGCGGGUCGGGUCGGACCUAGAGCACAGAAGGGGAACCUGAGACCCAGAGCCACGUUCAGACUGGAGUCCAGACCUGGUUUUUCUGGUUCCACAACCCAAACGGACCUGCAGGACCAACAGGUGGAUUAUAGAUCUAAAGACAGUCAGAGGACCGGGUCUCCCACUGGAACCGGACUGCACAGAACCRAGCCAACCUGUCACUCAAACCCUUUGAGACCAGAACCUCAGAGGAGUUCCUCUGAGACCUUCAGACCGGAUGCAGUGGACUUCAUGGACCUGGACUUCCUGUUCUCAUCAGACCCGGUCUGGGACRACCCGGCUGACGACGAGCUGCUGUGUAAACUGUGUGAGGACCUGGAGAACCAGAACAUCAUCACCAAACAGAGUCCGGUUCUGUCCCAUCAGAGAGCAGCUCUGCAGCCCAGCCACAGAACCUGCAUGACCCGGGUCCAGAUGGGCCCUGCUGGGUCCUCCGGUCCAGGAGGAGCAGCUGGGAGGACGGACCACCCGGUAACCAUGGCAGCCAGUAAAGGUAAAUGUUCUGCAGCAGAGAUCAGGCUGAAGAAGCAGAAGGCCCUGCAGAGGAGGUACCAGAGACWGCAGGUCCAACAGAACCGAGCCGGGACCAGCUGACUGCAGGGCUCAGGCUGCUGCGGACCGGACCUUGGUUCUGAUGAACGUCGGGCCGGGCCGCUCUGUGACUCUAACACAUGUUCUCCUGGAAACUGAUGGUUCUGUUCWACAGGAGGUCCAGCGGGUCAGAACCACUGCUUAUAAUAAAAGAUAGAUUCGUUCAUGGUUCAGAACAAGUUGAAGUUCUGUAAAAYGAUCCGGUUCUUCAUCCUGACCGUGGUUCUGGUUCGGGUCUUCUUGUCACUCAUUAUGAACAGAUGAUCAGAACCAGAACCAGAACCUUAUUAAUUUUAUUUGACCGAUCAGUGGACUCUUCAAACCUGAUUUAAAACAUUUAAAGAGAAAUUAAAUCUGACUUUAUUUAAUAAACCUUCAGCUGGAAAUAAAA